UUUGGCAAAUAUAUCAAAUCCCAUUAGAAGAACAUGUUGAAUUCUGCUAACUUGGGUUUAUGAGUGAAAAUCUAGUUAAAUGUGAUUUAGUACAAAGUGCAUACUUGCCAAAAUUGUUUAUCAUAUAUAGACAACCUGAUUUUCCUAGUUACUUCCAGCAUUGGUUUGUUUGACAUAUUUCUGCCUAAUCACUUGCGUUUCUCGAAUUGGUGCUUAACAACAGUGUACUUAAUGAAACAAUAAAAAAUGAAUUGGCAUAAUCUUUCCUUCUCAUCCAGACAUCCACCAUGGUUUGGCCAAUUAAUAAAUGUUCUGUUUUGCCUUUUCCUUUUUCUUACAAGUGGGGUGCUUCAAUUUCAGUUAAAAUCAAACUUGUCAGUUGAUUAAUCCGCCUAACAAUUGAGGCAUAGUAAUAGAUGUUGCACCAACCACCAAGUUCUUAAAAUAGACUAAAAAUAACGUAAACUGCAAAGUUUGUAUUUUUAAAUGUGUGUUCCCCUAAAAUAUUUUUUUAUAUUUCAUAGUUCCGAUUCCCCCGGAUCAAUAAGAGUAUCCACUUAGCCAUUUACAUACUCUUAAGAAAAUACGAACUCCUAAAAAAAAAAUUGAUUAAAUUACUUAUAAUUAAAUAUAUAUUGAGAUUUAAUCACAUAACACUUGAUAGUGGCAAAUCUAAAAAUAUAACAUUAAUUCUUUCUUGAUUUGAUAAGUAGACACUCUUUUGAUAAAAAAAAAAUAGCUAAGUGAACAUUCUUUUUUAUCCGAAGGGAGUAUCAAAUAUCUGACAGACACCAAAAUACUCAUUUUUGACAAACUUAAAAAGACCAAAGCUCUGCUUAAAUGAUACUCACAGGAGCUACUUAUUUUGAACCAAAGUGCACCUUCUGUGACAGUAUCUAUGCAAGUCCCUCUGAACCAUGGCAACUAAACUGGUGGAAUUCAACCCAAAACGGAGCAAACCCGCUAUUCCUACUCAAUUUCCAUCAAGUUCAAUCCCUAUUUUGCCAGGAGAACUUAUCACUGAAAUACUUUCAAGGCUUCCAGUGAAAUCUCUUUUGAAGUUCAGGUCUGCUUCAAAAUCUUGGCUUGCUUUAAUAUCUAGUCCUGAAUUUAUCAAGAACCAUCUUAGUAUAUCUGCUAAUAACAAAGAAUACACCCACCAUAGGCUUAUAUUGAGUUUUCCUGGACCUAGAUCCAUUUACAAUAAUCUUAAGGACUGUUCCCUUGGCUCUUUACUGGAUGGGUCUGUUGUGGAAGUAUCAGAAUUGAAUCGCCCACCCGGGACUUUUUGGUUUGUUAUGGGUUCUGUGAAUGGAUUGGUUUGUCUUGUCAGUGGAUUGUGUAUUUCUUUUGUCAAUGAGAAAAAAAAAGUGGUUCUAUGGAAUCCAUCUAUUAGAAAGUACAAGAAAUUGCCUGAUCUUGGAACUAGUUUGAGCAAAGCUACCUGUGUCUUAUUUGGCUUUGGGUAUGAUGAGUUCCAUGAUGAUUAUAAGGUGGUGGGGUUUUAUUACUCUUUUGGCAAUUUGUCUAGUGUUGAGGGCAAAAUAUAUAGUCUAAAGGAGGAUUCUUGGAGAAGCACCCAUUAUCCUCUUCCAGAUGAGUUGCGAUUCUAUGGUAAGGGUAUGUUUGUGAAUGGGAAGCUUCAUUGGACAUAUCGUGGUCGUAAGAUCAUACACAUAAUUUCUAUUGAUUUGGCUGAUGAGAAAUGGGAAAAGGUUGAGCCACCAUGUUGGGGAGAAGAAGAUGUUUUGAUUUUGGAUCUGGUAGUACUGGGAAAUAAUCUUUCUGUGAUAAGACAUGGUUAUCCUCGAAAUGUUAAUCCCGACACAGAUGUGUGGGUUAUGAAGGAGUAUGGGGUUAAAGAAUCUUGGACAAAGAUGUUUACCUUAAAAUAUCCUGUGUCGUCGCCACCCUUUUUAAUUUCAAAUAAAGAUGAAAUUUUGCUUAUGUUUGGAAAAAAAUUCUUGUUGUACAAUCUGAAGGAUGAAUCUGUUUGCCCCGGAUUCGGUAAUCAAUUGAAUUUGUGUGUGAGUAUAGGAUAUGUGCUUGAGUCCCAAUGUUUAUUACAAACCGUGGAUGAGAAUGCUUAUUGAUAAACGUGCAAGGAG
Molecule: messenger RNA, 2108 nt
Organism: Lycium barbarum (goji berry)
Lineage: Eukaryota; Viridiplantae; Streptophyta; Magnoliopsida; Solanales; Solanaceae
Product: F-box/kelch-repeat protein At3g23880-like
Exons: 1
Coding region: 918-2093 (391 amino acids)
Molecular function (GO): protein binding
Source: RefSeq, a predicted model, not a curated record